Thamnophis elegans (Western terrestrial garter snake) is the source of this 4769-nucleotide messenger RNA. RefSeq lists its product as uncharacterized. Lineage: Eukaryota; Metazoa; Chordata; Lepidosauria; Squamata; Natricidae. The record is from RefSeq and is a predicted model, not a curated record. The transcript has 23 exons. The coding region runs from base 154 to 2886 and encodes 910 amino acids.
CUGCCACGUGUUACUAUCCCAAGUAAAGCUUCGCUAAAGAGAAAAUAAAAUUCCCCAAGGCAGAUCUGGAUGAAGAAAGAAGGCAUAGGAAGGAGUUGUGCUGUUAAAAAGAAUUUUGUGCUGUCCUUUGCUUGACCAGGAUCCUGCGAAAAUAUGGGGACAGUAGAGAAGGUGUUCUGCAGAAUUUUGCUGAUGCUUCUUUUACUGCAGUGUGAAAUAGGUUGGACACAAGAAGCAGUCGGUUCUCCAGCUUUUGUAGAAAGUACCUGCCUCUCCAGCAUAUUUUGGAUGAAGCUAGACAAGUCCUUUCUUCAGAAGAAGUUUUUCAAGAUAGAAGUAAUUGACCCAUCUGGUGUUCCAUUUUUGGUGGACCAGAUGUUGGGAGCUCGUUGUGGCUAUACUCUGUCGAAGGAUGUAUGGGGAAACUCCAUCUUCAGGGCUUCUUUCCUUGGCUGUCACGUUAUAAAUGAGAAAGAUGAACAGUUCUCUCUUACUGUAAACAUCAAAGUAUCGUUAUUUGAAGACCUGCGGGCAGCUGCCGUUUACCAGCAUCCCAUGCACUGCUAUUUCUCAUGGGCUCCAAGGGAAAUUCUGUGUGAAGAGAAUUACAUGGAGGUCUCAGUGAAGACUGAAGUCCCGGGAAUUUCGGAUCCUGAAUUGAUGUCAGUGCUACCGGAGGCACAAAAGGUUAUGCAUCAGACGUGGAAUUUGAUGUUCUACUCUUCAUCAGGGACAAAAACAACAGGAGUAAGAGAUGCUGACAAAUUGGGCUACAGCUUCAAUAAUACCCUGGCAAGAGUAUUCCUUCGCUCCCCAUACUCUACAAACGAAACUCAAAAUACAGUGGUUAAUGGGGUCACAAUGAGCACAAUCAGCUCCACGUCGCGGUACAGGCAAAGAUGGUUACUUCUGCUGAUUGACACAACUGUAUCAUGCCCAGUUGAUGGCACCAGCUUCACAGAUGCUUUUCUGAUCUGGACUAUGCCAAUGAUUAACCCUAGACUGGUACUUCAAGAAUCCACCUUCAGAUCCCUUCAAGUAACAAUGGGAAUUAAUGGGCAAAAGAUAGAGAACCCGGAGAAGUACAACUACACUUUGGAACAUAACAUUACACAUAUUGUAGUAACUAUCCCAAUUGGAGCCCCUAGAGGCAGACUUCAGAGCACAGUAUCUAACAACGUCUAUGGAGUGACUUAUAGUAUUGAUCUAUUGAUGGAACAUUCUUGGACAGAUAGUGAUUGGCAGCUCACCAAGUACCUUGUGAUUAAACCAAUUACUAUACCCUUCCUGCCUCGAAUACCAGUAGUAAUCAAUAAUACCGUUCCAGAAACACGGAUGUUUGAUGUGUUCUUGGGUGUCUUUCUUCCUGAUGUCAAUCUGGUGUUUCUUACAAUUGGAGAUAUGACUUUCUCUCUUAACGAAGCAGAGCAAAAAGGUUACAGGAUCUCUGUUAUUUCCUUCCUCAAUGGAACACGAGGUUUUGAACUGGAAGUGCCUUUCGAUGAUCCCAAUGUCCUAAAAGAAUAUAUGAACAUAAAUGAAACUAGAUAUCACCUCCGAGUACUCUACACUCUGACUGUGGGUCCUGAAGAGAAGCUGUAUCGCCAUCCUGCAGAUGUCGAAUGCAUAAUGGCAGAUGUCCAAUUACCAAAAGGCAUUGGAUACUGUGACAAAGAGAAUAUAUAUUUAUAUGUUACAACGGCAGGCCUAUUUCAAUAUUGGAUUCUAUAUGUAGGCAAUGCUCCUUUGAAUUAUAUCACUGCUCAUACAAAUGGAUAUCUUAUCUCUACAAAUGAUACUCAUCUACUAUUGCAAGUGCCUCUCUUUGCUCCUGGGAUAAUCUAUGAGGAAGUGUCCUUUGAGAGAAUCCAAGCUAGAUUUGAUCUGGACUUGAAAAAAAUGACCACUCUAGAGACGCUGAAUACCUUUUCUAUUAGGUGUAAUUUUCAGUCCUCAGAAUUCAUAGUGUGCUAUCCUAAUGGAACUGUAACUGUAUUGGCUCACAUGAAGACUGUUCCAUCCAUUGACAUGGGCAAAACAAGACUGAAGGAUAAGAUUUGUAAGCCUCGAGAAUAUACAAAGAACCAAGCUUUAUUUCAAUUUCAAGUUUCUACUUGUGGCACUUCCUUAAUGUUUAAUGAUGAGCACCUUAUUUAUGAAAAUGAAAUAUCCUUUGAAAAAGAAACUCUUCCAAUACAGAAUCGACCAAUUAUCACAAGAGAUCCAGGAUACAGACUGACUGUCUUGUGCUACUAUCCAAUCAAAGAGUCCCUGAUGCAAAGUGCUAUGUUCUAUGGUUCCUCAUCCAAAACUUUACCUUUUGGUUCUGGUACAAUGAUGUCUUGGCCUAAUAACGAAGGCCUUAUAAGGACAAGACAAGUUCUAAAUAUCCAGGCAAAUAUAUUCAAAGAUGAAUCAUUCACAGAAGCCUAUAAGUCUCAUUCAUUAAUUUUCAAGAGUUCGUGGGAACCUAUAUUUUUUGAAGUAGAAUUAAAAGAUGAAGCCCCUAAUAUUGAACUAUUUUUGGAACACUGCUGGAUGACACAAUCUGAAGAAAUCAACAGCAUUCCUCACUGGAACUUUAUUGUAGAUGGAUGUGAAAACCAAAGCUAUGGAUCUGUGAUCUUCUCUCCAGUAACCACAAGCGAUCCAAUAAAAUAUCCUAAUCACGUCAAAAGAAUGAUGAUACAGAAUCUGACACUUCCGCUGACAGAGGUAUAUUUGCACUGCACAGCAACAAUUGGCACUUGCCUCCGUGUACCUAGUAGUGGACUUCCCUGUAAACCAUGCCCUCCUGGAACAAUAAUUGAUCAGUAUUCUGAAAUUUACCCUAACCAUCAUGGUUAUAUAGUAACUGGACCAGUCUUUAUCCUUCAGCCUGAGUAAUUUAAAGAGCUGGACAUCACAAGAAAUAAGGUAGGUUUCGGGGCUGAAAAUAAUUAUAAAAACUGAGGUGAAUACUAGUGGAAUCAAGACUGCUGGACUAGAUUAUCAUCAUUGAUGUAAUUGUGCAGAAUUAUAUCACAGUGAUCAUAUAUGCAUUGAAGUAUUAUUAAUUCUACAUAUAACAAUGUUAUUCCUGAGAGGCAUCAGUAAUAAACCAUGAUUUAGGUACUGAAUACAACAGCAUAAAAUAAGUUCGAAGGGAAUCCAAAGUACAUCAAUCCCACCUCAAAAACUUUCAAGAAAUUAUAUUGCUGUUUUUCCCUGUGUCCCAAGAAAUGAAAAUUGAUUCUGAGUUUACAAUAAUUUCAGUUAAAAAUCAGAUAUUGUUAGAAAAUCAGGAUUCUUACAUGAAAGAACAUCCUGAAAUCUAUGGCCAGAGUAACUUUUAAAAGCAUAGUUUCCACAUUUAUCAAGGAAAUAGAUAAAAUAAUUAGAAAUCCUUAGGAAUAAGUGCAAUAUUGCCCUGUUAAAACUAGACUAAAUUAAACUAAAACCAAAAGGAAAGGUUUAUCUGAUUCAGUUUUACUACAUACUUCUAGUAAAGCAAGAGAUUAAAAAAACAGAGUAUUUUUUACCAAUCCACUAAAAUCAUCAGGGUCAGGUGUCUUCCUUUCUUUUUAUAAGGCAACAAUUUCAUCAAGCAAUAAAAAUUACAUAAAAUUAGUAACCUAAAUUUAUACUAUAAAUUUAGCAUAACUCCCUUUAUCUUAAACCCAUCUUUUGUUUGUGAAAAACUGCUAUUAUAUAAUUUUUGUAUUUCCCAGUAUCAUUUCCUUACAGUAAUGUGUAAUAGGUAUAUGUGUAUUGGGAGUGUUAAAAUAUAUUUCACACUGUAUUAUGUACAAUAUAUAAUUGUUUGCUAUAUAAUUGUUUUAAAAAAUCAGUGUUGGAAACUUCAAGUAUUAAGUACAUAUUUGAUAGAAUCCACAGAAUGAUGUCAGUGACGAAAUGAGUAGGGUGCAUAAAAAUAUUCAGUUUUCUCCUCUACAAAUAUAACUUGUCGAUUAUUGUUUUUUAUAUGAAGCAAUGCAAUAUGAUUUUGGAUUAGGAAAUGCUUUAAUCGUGUCCCACAUAAACACAGUGACAUAAGCAAAUCCCUUUUAAUACAAGCUGCUAUUUCCUCUUCUGUUCAGUGAACUAUUAUCCAGCCAAAGGAUUCAUUCAAGAACAACUUAAAGAAUCUAUUUAAAUGCUUAUCAAACAAAGGACUAAACUUCACAGGAAAAUGUUCUGAAAUUGUAAUACCAUUGGUAUCCCAUGCUUUAAUUUGGAGUACCAGAGAAUGAAGUAUCAGGGGUAAACCUAGUCAAAGGCCACUCCUGAAUGAUUUGCAACUCUCACUUGAUGUGAUAGUACGCUCCUUAUAUCCCCAGAUUGCCUUUCAAUUAUGCUUGUACUUCUUAGUCCUGUUCUUACUACUACCCAAGGAAGUUCCCUCAGAAAAUGGGGAGGUAGAAGAUAUCUUGCUUAGAGCUUCCUUUAAAAUGAUUGCUAGCUCUGGCAAAGUUCGUAAGCCACUAUAAGCCACUAGCUUGCAAGCAGCAUUUGAAGGUCAGUACUUAUCUUGAAACAGAAGUUUGAGCUAAGAGUUGCAAACUGUUGAUUAAGCAAUCUGUAUAGCCAUACAUUAAUCACCGAGUUUGGGAGAAUAAAACUUGCACAAGGACAAACAUGUAGGGGCAUCCAUUUAUUAACCUUACAAGCACUGGCAUCUAAAAUGAACUAACUACUGUAUAUAUAUUGUUUUUUCUUUCCCUAGGUAUAAUCAUGCAGUUACCAUGGCAAGCUUUACUUGGGAUUAUUAAAAUAUGUUUCAUACUAAC